CUCCUUCGGUGACUUGUUCCGCUUCCUGUUACCCAAAGCAUAUUCCUUUCCUCCAUUCUCUGAAUCUCUCUCUCUCUCUCUCUCUCAACUCAAAAAUCCCUUGAUCACACGUAACUGGAACCCUAAUUGGCCUUUCCAUCGAAGCUUCUCGUUUCAGGCGUAUCAUUCUCGUUUCCCACUAAGAAGGUGUGAAUUCGUUGAAUUGGGAAUAAAGACAAUUAAAAAGUCAUAAUCAAAUAUGCUGAAUAAUGGGUGGGUUUUUUUGGAUCUUGAUGGAGGUUCACCUUAUGUCUUUCCUGUAGAUCCACUUGCACAGCAUAGCUUGGGGGGUAAUUUGUUGUCCCAGAUUGGUUCAUUUGUCGACAGUUCUCUUUAUCAUUCUAGAUUCUUGUAUGUACCCGGAAGUCGGGCUAUUCAGGAAGCUUUUUCCUCCAUGUCAAAGUUUGCUGGUGCUCUGCUAUUUUUGUUUGCUGGUGGGUCAGAUUCCACCAUGAGGCACAAUUUACAUGGCAAUUCACACGGUUCAAAUCCUUCAAACAAUAAGUCCUCUAUGCAAGUAAGGCGCAUAGUUUCUACUAGACAAAAUCUCUCAGGAGUUCUCUUCAACCCGGUCUUUCUUGGUAACAUUCCGGGUUUCAUUGUCAGGCAACUGUUCAGAGAAGCUGAACAGCUUCAUUCGUUUCCAUUCCUCUCACUAGCUGCUGCUUUGGUACCGCCUCUUGGCAAUGUAUCUCAUAAUGUAUUAGCUGUUCCACUGGAGAAUAGUGAUACACAAAUGCAAAGAGGCAUGGAUCAAAGCCCUUGUCAGGUUGAGCAUGGGGGAUGUUCCGAUAUUUCUUUUCUGGAUUUAAAUUGGACAAGGCAUGCAGUUGAACCCAGAACAGGCAUUGCAUUCCCUACAAUUAUAGACAAUAUUUUUGCUAGAGAAAGUAAUUCCAGUUUAAUGUCAGAGGUUCUUGUUGGAACUGGAUCCAGAACUAUGACAAUAAUCAAAAUUAAGUCCCUGAAGGUCUAUGCAUUUGGUUUUUAUGUUCAUCCUUAUGAUGUCUGUCAGAAAUUGGGUCCAAAGUAUGCUUCUACACCUCUUGGUGAACUGAACAAACGCCAUGAUUUUUAUGAGGAUCUUCUCAGGCAGGAUAUUAACAUGACUGUCAGGCUUGUGGUUAAUUGCAAUGGGAUUAAGAUCAAUACUGUUAAAAAUGCUUUGGAGAAAUCCCUUCGAGCCCGGUUAGUGAAGGCAAACCCAGACACUGAUUAUCACUGCUUGAGGGCAUUUGGUUCUCUCUUCAAACAAGAUGUUCCCUUACAUUCGGGAACAACUAUUGAUUUUCGACGUACUGCUGAUGGACAACUAAUUACUGAAAUGGGAGGUAGUCAGAUUGGAGCAGUCCAUAGCAAGGAUUUAUGUAGGGCUUUCUUUGACAUGUACAUUGGAGAUGUUCCUGUGUCUCAGCAAACAAAAGAAGAGAUUGGUAGAAAUGUUGCAAGUAUCAUAACGAGAUGCUAAGGUGGGUUGUUGCCUGCCUCCAUUGUCUUCACUUUUAAGAACAGACAAUGGGUUGCUGGUUUAAUGAAGUUCUAUAUGCCUAUUACGUAGUUACGCUUUUCGAUUGGGGGUCUUUGGCUUUCAUUCUUCUAGUUGUAGCUGAUUUAGUGUGGCAUAGAAGUGACAUGCCUAUCAGUAUAAUGCAAACCUAGGAAGGAUAGCUAUAAUUUAAAUAGAUUUUUAGGAUUAGUUCAAACCUUAAGUAUACCUGCUUCAGGAUUCUUUACAGCUAUGUGGGGAUUUCCACUGUACCUGUAGACUCCACUAUAGUUGUAGUAGUUUUUUCCUUCAUUUUCCCCAACAAACACGGGAAUAUAUUGUAUUAAUUCCAAUAUAGAAUAAAUAUACGUAUAAGAAAAUAGAUGGGAUAUUUCUGUACCCAUGACCUUCUGUAAAAGGUGAGAAAAAAUGAGUCUAUGUUGAUUCAUUAUUUUGCUAUGCGAUAGCACUGUUGAUAGUGAUCUGUGUUUUGACAGCUUAUAUGGUAGCUGUGUAAGUUUGUAAUACAAGGUAGAAGUAUCCUUUUUUAUAUAAUAAAAUUAUGAACUCCAGUUAUUAUUAUUAA
Molecule: messenger RNA, 2111 nt
Organism: Cornus florida
Lineage: Eukaryota; Viridiplantae; Streptophyta; Magnoliopsida; Cornales; Cornaceae
Product: fatty-acid-binding protein 2
Exons: 11
Coding region: 239-1507 (422 amino acids)
Cellular component (GO): chloroplast stroma
Molecular function (GO): fatty acid binding; intramolecular lyase activity
Source: RefSeq, a predicted model, not a curated record